This is a messenger RNA of Linnemannia hyalina, 696 nucleotides long. NCBI's taxonomy places the organism in Eukaryota, Fungi, Mortierellomycota, Mortierellomycetes, Mortierellales, Mortierellaceae. The record is from the annotation of a GenBank genome assembly.
AUGAAGUUCAUUUUAGCGCCAUUAGCGACCGUGGCCACGUUGGCCAGCCUGGUCGCAGCAGCAGCCCCCGACAACGAAAAGACGAUCGACUACUCGAAAUACGCCAUCAAAGGCCCUACACCCGUGUUGUCGAGCUCCUCAUGCCCUCCACCGGCCGCACCUUCCCCUACAGGCUCCACUACAAGGACCCAAAAAGACAACAAGUACGACCUCUCGGUUGCUAAGGAUGCCGAGGAAGCCCUUGCGGCUGCUGGGGAAGAUGGAUCGGCGAUUGGAAAGAUGGCUGGCGCGGAGUAUGCGACUCUGGAUCUUGAUUCCAAGGUCUCGAUGUCGGUCUACCUGGACAAGGACGGCAAGGUCGUACGCCUUGUCCGCAACCUCCGCCGCAAGUUGGACCCCAACACGCCCGGUAUUGAGGACUUGAAGGACCCCGGUUCGAUGGUGGCCCAGGUCCUUUUGAACAAGUUGGCCCUCGAAGGUCCUGAUGCCCUUGAGGAUGCCAAGAAUGACCCCAACAUGGUCAAGAUCUUGGAUGGCCUCUAUGACUCGGCCUAUAAAUACUAUGAAGAGAAGGCUAGGUUAGAGGCCGAGGUUGCCGAGGAGGAGAAGCAAAACCAAGCUGGCAAGAAGGAGGAGCGCCACAAUAAGCCUCACCACCACCACCACAAUAAGGCCCCUCACAAGAAGAAAAACUAA